Suricata suricatta (meerkat) is the source of this 1617-nucleotide messenger RNA. It is a transcript of the gene SDR9C7, whose product is annotated as short chain dehydrogenase/reductase family 9C member 7. Lineage: Eukaryota; Metazoa; Chordata; Mammalia; Carnivora; Herpestidae. The transcript has 4 exons. The record is from RefSeq and is a predicted model, not a curated record. Gene Ontology annotation, molecular function: oxidoreductase activity. Bases 1 to 942 code for a protein of 313 amino acids.
AUGGCAGCUAUCACGGAUCUCUCCUUUAUGUAUCGAUGGUUUAAGAACUGCAAUCUGGUCCGCAACCUCUCAGACAAGUAUGUCUUCAUCACGGGCUGUGACUCGGGCUUCGGGAACCUGCUGGCCAGGCAGCUGGUUGAUCGGGGCAUGCGGGUGCUGGCUGCUUGCUUCACUGAGGAAGGGGCCCAGAAGCUUCAGCAGGAUACCUCUUACCGGCUGCAGACCACCCUUUUGGAUGUCACCAAGACCGAGAGUAUAAAGGCAGCAGCCCAGUGGGUGAGGGACCAAGUGGGUGAACAAGGCCUCUGGGCCCUGGUGAACAAUGCAGGUGUAGGCCUGCCCAGUGGCCCCAAUGAAUGGCUGACGAAGGAGGACUUUGUGAAGGUGAUCAAUGUGAACCUGGUGGGACUGAUCGAAGUGACCCUCCACAUGCUGCCCAUGGUCAAAAAAGCCCGGGGCAGGGUUGUCAACAUGUCCAGCUCUGGUGGUCGUGUGGCUGUCAUUGGUGGUGGUUACUGUGUCUCCAAGUUUGGCGUUGAGGCCUUCUCUGACAGCAUCAGGCGUGAGCUCCACUACUUCGGGGUGAAAGUCAGCAUCAUUGAGCCAGGGAACUAUCGAACAUCCAUCCUGGGCAAGGAAGGCAUGGUGUCUCGAAUGCGAAAGCUGUGGGAGCGGCUGCCUCAGGAGACCCGGGACAGCUAUGGGGAGGACUACUUCCGCAUAUAUACUGAGAAGUUAAAAAACAUGAUGCAAUUGGCAGAGCCAAGGAUCAGUGAGGUCACCAACAGCAUGGAGCAUGCCAUUGUUUCCCGGAGCCCCCGUAUCCGCUACAACCCUGGCCUGGAUGCCAAACUCCUCUACAUCCCAUUGGCUAAGUUGCCCACGCCUGUGACAGAUUUCAUCCUGAGUCGGUACCUUCCCAAGCCAGCAGACAGUGUCUGAGCUGGGGAAGUCCAGGGGUGGCUAGUGGAAUGUGGGGGAGGGAGAGGGAUGGGAAAAAGAACUGUAGGGUCGCAUGAGGUGGUUAUCAGGCAGUCAGGGGUUCACUUUGCUUGGCUGACACCCACUGCUGGAGAAUUUUUGAAUAACUUCUAGCUGAAGACAAGUGCCUCUUCCCACUUAUUGGGGCCUCACAGAAAGCUUCAGGUACAAAGACCUGAAGCAUGGCCCCAAGAACAUCUGUUACCCGUUAAGGAUAUGGCUUUUUCUGGACCUGGUAAUGUCAAGGGGAGGAAAACGAGUUCCUGCUGAAUCAUGAGACUCUCUCAGUUAUCAUCACCACUGUGAAAUAUUGCAGGAUAAUCUAGCGCACGGAAACAUCUCACCCACUUUCCUAUUGAAUCUCUCAAUAUGCAUUAACCUCAUUCUCACAACCCAUUAUUUGAAGUAUGUAGUAGGGCAGACGAGGAGUGCAAGAUAAUAUCAGGUAAAAGUGUAUAUUUUCUCUCUAUAUAAAUUUCUCUGUUCAUCGAUGAUUGGGAUUCACAUAAAAUAACAUUCAUUUAUUUAAUCAUCACUGGUUAAUUUUCAAAUAUUUAUUGGAUGCGUAUAAGAUACCAGGCACUAUAUAAGUGCUGGAAGGAUGUAGAGAUGAUUAAAUCAUGGUCUUGGUUUUUU